Helobdella robusta is the source of this 405-nucleotide messenger RNA. RefSeq lists its product as hypothetical. Bases 1 to 405 code for a protein of 134 amino acids. The transcript has 5 exons. The record is from RefSeq and is a predicted model, not a curated record. NCBI's taxonomy places the organism in Eukaryota, Metazoa, Annelida, Clitellata, Rhynchobdellida, Glossiphoniidae.
AUGGAGUUUCAUAAGGAUGAGCGGGAGGCUAGAGGGAGAAUGUUAGCCGAGCAAGAUGCUGCCUACCAAGAAUCAUUGGCACUAGAUAGAGCUAAGGCCGACUCAAAACGAAAAGAGCUGCAGGACUUGCAGAAGAUGAUGAUGGAACAGAAGGAGGAGGAGAUGCAAAGGCUUCACAAAUUAAAAGAAGAAGAAGAAGAAAAAAGGGUUAUUUAUAUCAGGACUAGCAAAAGUAUUUCAGAGUUUUACUUGUUUCUUUACCAAGAAUUAAGUUUUUUUUUCAAGAUUUUAGAAAGUAUUUACCAAAAGUCGAGAGUUGGAGUUGGAAAUUUUUACCCGGAGUUGGAGUCGGAUUAUUUUGAGAGACUGGAGUCGGGUAUUUUUCAUCUGGCUCCGACCUACUGA